CACGCGACGGCGAGAGCGUGACCCCCCGGUUCAAACCUUCCCUCCAAAUGUGGCAAAUCGGCGUGCAGCGCCCUGCAUGCCCCAAUCCGGGGUGGCUUUCCAAAACGCGCCGUGGUGACUGGUGAGCGGGCGCCAACUGGGCCGCCACCAGCAGUAGGAGGAGUAAUCAAUGUUUUUUUUUUUGCAGUGGCAGCGGCGGCGUAUCUGCCUGCAAGCAAAACCUCCCCGUCUCCGGCGUUUAAUUCGAGGCGAGUGCCGCGAUCGAUCGAUGGGAGGCGAACGUUACAUCGGCGAUCGGAUUAUCUACUGACCGAGCUCCCGGUGUCUUGUUCCUCGUACCCCUCUCGUCUUCCCCUUGUCUCCUGCGAAACCGAGCGUCGAGCGCGAGCGUUCAGACGGAGCGAGGGGGUGCUCCGGCGUCGGGGGAAUUCUAUCGGCUUUGGACCGAUGGGGAUGGGGCGCUUCGUCUUCGUCCUGCUCGUCUUCUCGUGCUGUUCUUCCUCCCGAUUUGCAGAUGCCUAUGACCCGAUGGAUCCAAACGGGGACAUCACGAUCGACUGGGAUUUCCAGAGCCUCGACGUCAAGGCCGCGAACACGUACACGGUCAUGGUGAGCAUCCACAACCGCCAGCUGUACCGCCACAUCGAGCGGCCGGGGUGGCGGCUGAGCUGGAGCUGGGCCGGCAAGGAGGUGAUCUGGGACACGAGGGGCGCGGAGGCGACGGAGCAGGGCGACUGCUCCCGCGUCGGCGGCGGGAGCCGCCCGCACUGCUGCCAGAAGCGGCCCGUCAUGGUGGACCUGCCGCCCGGCACGCCGUUCAACCAGCAGGUCGCCAACUGCUGCCGCGGCGGCGUGCUGUCAUCCCUCUCUCAGAACAACCUCACGUCCACGGCCGCGUUCCAGAUGGUCGUCGGCGAGUACGCCGCCGCCAGGGACGGCGGCAGCAAGGAGCCCGAGAUGCCGUGGGGCUUCGACAUCGGCGUGCCGGGGUACUCGUGCAGCAACGCCACCAAGGUGCCCCCGACCAGGAGCAAGGUCGACAGGAACCGCCACGUCCAAGUGCUCCUGACGUGGCGGGUGACCUGCUCGUACUCGCAGUACCGGGAGGCGGGGGUGCAGUCGUGCUGCGUGUCCCUGUCGACGUUCUACAGCAGCGGCAUCGUGCCAUGCCCGCGCUGCAGCUGCGGCUGCCAAGGCUCCCCGACGUCGCCGCAGUGCGUCAGCGGCGGUGAGCCGGCGCCGCCCCCGCCGGCGGGCGGCGGCGACGACGACGACGAGCCGGCCGCGCCGCUAAUCCGGUGCUCCGAGCACAUGUGCCCGAUCCGGGUGCACUGGCACGUGAAGGUGAACUACCGGAGGUACUGGCGGGUGAAGGUGACGGUGAGCAACUACAACCUGGUGAGGAACUACAGCGACUGGAACCUGGUGCUGCAGCACCCCAACCUGCGCAGCCUGACGCAGCUCUUCAGCUUCAACUACAAGCCCCUCGUCGAGUACGGCACCUACAACGACACGGGGAUGUUCUGGGGGAUACGGUACUACAACGAGAUGCUGCUGCAGGACGGGAACGUGCAGACGGAGAUGAUACUGGAGAAGAGCGAGGGCGAGUUCACCUUCUCGGGGGGCUGGGCGUUCCCGAGGAGGGUCUACUUCGACGGGCACGAGUGCGUCAUGCCGCCGGCGGACCAGUACCCAGCGCUGCCCAACGGAGCGGCGGCGACGCGGGGGCAGUCGUCGCUGGCCGCCGGCGCUUGCAUGGUGCUGCUGUCUUUCUUAGCUCUGGUGUAGAAUUAUUUUUUCACCGUGUAGCAGGGGGGACAUGUCCGCAUCUUCACCGUGACAAAAGGUCAAGAGAGAGAAGAGCGAGUGCAAAAUCAGGCGUCGUAUGAUGGCGGCGCAGGAAGCGAAAGGUAGUUGUACCAUUAGCUGCACUGCAACUAGCAUGAUUGGGAUUUGGGAACUGACCCUGACGACGAAUGAAUGAAUGAUGCAGACACGAA
Messenger RNA from Panicum hallii, 2000 nucleotides. RefSeq names its product COBRA-like protein 7. Lineage: Eukaryota; Viridiplantae; Streptophyta; Magnoliopsida; Poales; Poaceae. The record is from RefSeq and is a predicted model, not a curated record. The transcript has 5 exons. Gene Ontology annotation, biological process: plant-type cell wall cellulose biosynthetic process; cellulose microfibril organization. Gene Ontology annotation, cellular component: plasma membrane. Bases 448 to 1788 code for a protein of 446 amino acids.